AUGGACAGUGAUGAAGGCGAAGAGCAGCAAGAGGAACUUGUAGAAGAAUUACCCCAAAUAACGGAGCCUUUUAUAAGUGCACUCAGUGCCCUUGAAGAACACCCCUCGUCACAAGUCAGCGGGGAUACCAACCUUAAACAACCCAGAACCUUGUCAACCAUCGAUGAUGUCCUUGUUGGUAAGACCCAACCAGAACCGGAAGAAGAAUUAGAGGAUAAUUUCGAAUAUGAUGACGCGGAAGAAGCUGAAGAACCAGUACUGGAGGAAAUGGAGGAGGUGGAGGAAGUGACAUCAGCUCAGCAAAGUGUUCCGGAUACUAUAGAUACUCUAGAAACUCUAGAUUCUUUAGAAACUUUAGAAACUCUGGGCGAGGAUAAGGAGAAUAGCCCGAGUAAAGAAAACGAGAGAUAUGUCCGACAAGUUGUGUCGCAAUUACCGAUCUCAAAGAUAAAACGGAUCAUGAAGAUGGACCCUGAAACUAAGCUUAUUCAGAAUGACAGUGUCCUGUUAGUAGCCUUCGCAACUGAGCUGUUUAUCAAGGCUUUAUCUACUGCCUCAGCCAGAGUUGCCGUCAAAAACAAACGAAAAACGAUAAAAAAGGAAGAUAUUGAAACCUGUGUACGAAACUUGGACUACUUCGAAUUUCUCGAAGAUAUGUUGUAAUUGCCUAUAGAAGGCUGUGAUGUACUUCCCAGAUCGAUUUAGGUCAGAUUCGAUAUCAGAUCGUUGUUUUUUAUGUUCCAACAUUUUAAAAUUCAGACUUGCACUUGCACUGUGUCAUUUCCAUAAACGAAAACGGACAGAGAAUAAAAAUUCGUUAUUGAAUUAUUUGUAUUUAUUCAUGUUAAAACUUUAUAAAGUUUUAACAUGAAUAAAUACAAAUAAUAUAUAUACAUUUUUAUUUAAGUCUCGCACCCUUGCAUGAAUUAAGUUCUAACUAAAGCUCUAUAUAAUAAGCUUCAGGCUAGUUUUCAUCCCA
Molecule: messenger RNA, 979 nt
Organism: Bolinopsis microptera
Lineage: Eukaryota; Metazoa; Ctenophora; Tentaculata; Lobata; Bolinopsidae
Product: DNA polymerase epsilon subunit 4-like
Exons: 2
Coding region: 1-663 (220 amino acids)
Biological process (GO): regulation of transcription by RNA polymerase II
Cellular component (GO): CCAAT-binding factor complex; nucleus
Molecular function (GO): DNA-binding transcription activator activity, RNA polymerase II-specific; RNA polymerase II cis-regulatory region sequence-specific DNA binding; protein heterodimerization activity
Source: RefSeq, a predicted model, not a curated record